Messenger RNA from Uranotaenia lowii, 6854 nucleotides. RefSeq lists its product as uncharacterized. Gene Ontology annotation, cellular component: cytoplasm. Gene Ontology annotation, molecular function: G protein-coupled receptor binding. Bases 2278 to 4503 code for a protein of 741 amino acids. The record is from RefSeq and is a predicted model, not a curated record. Gene Ontology annotation, biological process: signal transduction; G protein-coupled receptor internalization. NCBI's taxonomy places the organism in Eukaryota, Metazoa, Arthropoda, Insecta, Diptera, Culicidae. The transcript has 11 exons.
UUCGGCGUUUUUCUUCUAGGGAAAGGGUCCUUCUUUCUUGAUCUGAUGUAUAUACAAAAUAAGUAUAUACGCCGAGGAUAGCACACCGGAGAAUGUGAAUGUGCAUAAUUUACAUGCUGCUAAUAUUUAAGCUUGAUGCUACCUGUGGGGGGAAUUGUCCCGAGUUAGGAUUUUGUGGGGAACGGUGAAUUAGAGGAAUGAGAGAUGAAGAAAAAACAGGUGAUGGUUCUUGAAGCUGUAACGAAUGACGAAUGCUGGAAUGUGGCUUAAAACGAAGAGUUUAGAGCACCGGGCUCUCGUAAAACAAAACGGCCGCAGCUGAGGGUUUCAGUUGGAAAUUUUUGUAGGAAGGUAUUCGUUGAGGGAUGUUGGGGAAGAAAGUCUGAAAAGUGAACUUCUUGGCCGGAUAAUCGGAGUUGUUUUAGCCUCAGGUGCAGCAAUGUAGCAAAAACUCAUAGCUUAUAACUCAUUGGAGAAGAUUUCUCAAAGCAGAAGAAGCAAAAUUGUACUUACAUAUGUCUUACGACAAGCACCGGAAUCCUUUCGCUUUUGAACUGCAGCAAGGCAGCAAGGCAGCAUCAGGAAGAAACGCUUUUUAAGGAUCGCUACUUGUGAACCGAGUGGUUUCAAAUUGUCGGUGAACAAUUGUGAAUGAGGUGGAUGAUACUAUUGGGUUCCUAGUGGGUUGCUCACUAUUUCCUGAAUCACCGUCAUCAUAGUCGGUUGUCGUUCUUCGGAAUUCUUACAAGAAGUGUUGAAGGUGGGUUGGUGGAAACGAGCCAAAUCAAGAAUUCUUCUGGUCGUCUCAGUCAGCAGAGAUCAACGUUCUUGUUACCAUCAAACGUAAAUCCUGUGAAAGUGAAAAGAGAAAAAUCUUCAAAUAGUACUUGUACGUUUGCUUUCUUCGACAGCAUCCUCAACCUUUGGUUAGUUACAGAGAAAUAAAGAAAAAACCCAAAGAAAAAAAUCGAAUUCUAACAAUUCUGGCUCAAAAAUGGAUGGAGAAUCACGUUUUUCAUGUCGUUGUUAAUCGUAAGAACGUGCUUUGAAUCCUAGUUAGUAUAUUCGUGGAAUCACUCUGUCUCUUAUUUGGACCAGUCGGAGUCGUGAAAAUAACGAAUAGCAAGCAAAAAAAAAAAAAACACUCAAGUACUUGCCAACCAAAUUAGGUAAUCGUCAAUAGCGGAGUGGAAGAACAUUAAGUGCCACACAGUCGAAUCGAAGCGAACAGCGACCGCAACCAAAAAGGAGCUACUUUUUUGAAUGGAUAUUGAAGAACAGAGACAAGCGUUGAAUGAAAUUCCACCAUCGAAAUGUGACAACAAGUUGUAAGCUAGCUCCAAAAUACUGUGAACAAUUGGAACCAGCGGCAAAAAACAGCAGAAAUAGCGAGAGACACGACAAAACACGGCCAUGUUCUGAUUCGACUAGAAACAUUUUCCACCCAUAAAUCCCGGAUCGUAAAGCGCGCCAAAUAAACCAUUCAGCACAAAAUCAAACCAAUGAUCCGCAUUAAUGUGCUUCUCGUUUGACUGGGUUCUCCCGAUGGGUGGGUGGUGACUCUCGACUGCAUCCAACCGUCGAACCAUUCAACAGUUCCGUUCCGUUAAAGUGUUAAAUUGAAGGUACCCCACGAGAUAAGAAAGCGAAGAAAAAAGUGGAAAAAUGUGCAUCCAGUGAAAAUGAAAAUUUCCCGGGCGAGAUUCGUCAUCGUCGAAUGGAGGAAAAUUGUGCACGCUCGAUCCUUUUUUUUCUCUCAUCCCGUCCCCGAAGUGUAAUCAUCGGUGCUGACAAAAAUAGCUGCUAAAACAGCAGCAAAAUCAUCUGAAGUGAAAGUUUUGAUGGUUAUUGUGCUCCUCGCCGAUAAUACCGAGUAGUUUGCAGCACAAAUAACAAGCAGCAGAACGUGCUGUUUUUGGAGCAACAAUUUUCGCAGCAACACAGGUGUAUUUGUGCUGAACAAAUCAGAUUGUCGAUGUGAGUGUGCUUGCUGUAUGUGCUGUAUUGCUUUCGUCGUCAUCGUCGUUGUUAUCUGCUGAGCUAUGCAAAAGGAAUCUGUGGCGUUCGAUAGCAGAAACAAACCGUAAGCUGUCGACUAGCAAAUAGUAAUAGUCGUCGGUGAUAAUCUCGUGGGACAAAUCCAUUUGUGUUAAGAGGUUGGCAAGGGGCAUCUACAUAUAGGUGUGGAUGCUGAGAAGCAGAUAAUACGGUAGAUUAGUCGCCAGUUUCGAGUUUCGGGCUUAUCGUUCCCGCUGCCAUCGUCGGAAGGAUUCUGCCAUGCUGAAGGAAAAGGAGGAUGAUCAGGAGAUUUGCAAAGCACCAUCGCCAACCACCACCGAAGACAGGAAGCCUUCCAAGGAUGUUGAACUGGAUCCGAUGGGAUCACAGCGAGUCUACAAGAAGACUUCCUCCAAUCAGUUGCUGACCCUGUAUCUCGGAAGCCGGGAGCUGGUGGCCCGGAAGGGAGUCAUCGAACCCCUGCGAGGAGUGCUGUACAUCGAUCCGAAAGUCAUUGGCGAUGCCAAAAUCUACGGACAGCUGACGUUGACCUUUCGCUACGGUCGCGAGGACGAGGAAGUUAUGGGUCUAAAGUUUUGCAAUGAAGCCGUCAUCGCCUUACAGCAAAUUUGGCCUAGAAGCGGCGGCGGCGGCGACCAUCAUCAGAGACCGGAAGUGCUAACUCCAUUGCAGGAAGCUCUGCUGGAUAGGCUCGGCAAAAAUGCAAUUCCCUUCUCGCUGGAAAUUGGCACCCUGCCACCGCCAAGUGUUCAACUGCUUCCGGCCAAGCGAUACACCGGGGCCCCCAUCGGAACCAGCUACGACGUGCGGGUGUACACCGCAGCUGAGACCUCGGUCGUCGACGAACGAAUCCAGCGCCGCUCGACUGUACGGCUAGGUAUAAGAAUAAUUCAUAAGAUCUGCCCGGAAUCGACCAAAGCAGCGGCCCUGGAAACGGCCACCGUAAAUUCAUUUACUACUAGCGGCGGAAGUACGGCGGAUGCAGCCAUUUCCGGUGGUCCGAAGUCUCCCCUUCCGAUUGGGGUGGAUCCACCGAGCAAUACCAGCUGCAGCAGUGCUACGUUCAACUCCGGGUCCACCAAUCCCACAACUCCAACGAACACGGCGGCCAAUAGCUGCAUUUCACCUCCACCAACGUCAGGAACAGGAACGUCCGGCACCUCGUCAUCGGUCCAACAGGCCAUGAUGGCCAACAGUGGCACUGGCGGUGGCAGCAGCACUCACAGUAGCACUUCCAGCAGCACAAACAGUACCAUUCCGAGGGCCCUGAGGCUGCGACUGUCGCCCAAAUCGCUGAAGCUUUCGUCCCUGCAUCGGCACAGUAGCAGCGUGGACAGCACCAAUGGCGGCAUCAAAUCCUUCGGAGACCACGGCAUUAUUGAGCUGACCGAUGCGAACAAGGGCCCGCAGCUGUCCGUCGAUAAGCCCUUCCUGUGGGCAGAUGGACGGGUCAAUCUGAAAGCCUCGCUCAACAAAGCGGCCUACGUGCACGGAGAAAAUGUGACCGUUACACUGGACAUCAAAAAUGACAGCCGGAAGGUGGUGCGGAAAAUACGACUUGUAGCCGUUCAACACGUGGACGUCUGCAUGUUCAGCAACGGAAAGUUUAAAAAUAUCGUAGCAGAGGUAGACGUUAGCAAACACAUAGCUUCGGGAGACAACCUGCACGCAUCCUACUCGUUGCUUCCGGUGCGAGGAACUACCAAAAAUUGGAUAGCCGUUGAGGGCGCCCUCUUCAGCAGCAACUACAGUGAUCCAACUUCAGCCUAUAACUCUAAGCUCGCCACCAGUGCCCCGCGCGGUCUAACGCCUGUACCCAUGACAUCGGACGAGAAGAACGUCUUCGCCAUCUAUGUUUCCUACUACGUCAAGGUUAAGCUCAUACUCAGCAGUAUGGGCGGUGAAGUUUCGCUCAAGCUCCCGUUUGUCCUGGGAAAUGUAGAACUCAACGAACCUAGUGGCAACACUAGCACCCUCAGUGGACUGAAAAAACUGCGGGAAAUACAUCGGAAGGCUAGCUCCGCUACGAACAGCGGCAGCGGAAGUAUCGAUCUAGGGCCGAGAUCCCCCUUGACCAAAGAGAUGAGCACUCGAGAAUCGGACGACGAUCCCGAUGACAGCGAACGGAUAGAUCGAGUUAGCGAACGCAACAAUCACAACAAGAAGCAGCUUUCGGGAGGUCGUUCGGGUUCAGCCAAGUCGCCGGCUAAGGACAGUGCGCCUCCAGCAAAGACCGCCAGCACCAACAACCGGCGGGAGCUGUACAAGAAUUCCAAGUUCAACGACAACCUCAACAGUACAAUCGAUGUGAUCACCGAGGACUUCCAGACGCUGACGGCCAACAUCAACCAGCUGGUCAAAUCGGACUCGAGCAAGUCGAACCUCAACGAGGCGGGCAUGACCUGUCAGCAGGAGAUCAGCGUCGAGGCGCAGAUCCAUUGUCCACAGAUAAGUGGGACUGAUGAAGGCAUUAGCCAGAAUUGAUGACCUAAAGGCCUGUUUUUCGCUUAACUUUGUCUACCACAAGAGUAACAAAACCAAAGAAGACCCCUAAACUGUAGAAGCUCAUAUAGGGUGAAUAAUGUAGUGGUGAGAUUUUGUUUUUGAAAGUCGUACGAAACGGUAAAACUGAAAUUGAUCUUAUGGCUUUGGCUAAAUUGACAAAAGGCGUAGUGGUUACCACAUAAACUAGAUGAUUUUUGAUCUUAGAGGAGUCGUUGAUUAGAGCAUAACUUAUAGGACUAGUAUCUGCAAUUUUUGGCUUGAAACUUUUCUCGAAUUUGACUAUUUCAGCAUAACAAUUCCGGUUAGUUAAAAGCACCAUGUGCAUGCCAAUUCUGUCCCACUUCUACUUUGGAAGGUCGUUUUUAGGCGUACGAACAAAAGUACGAAUAUUAGUGUUGUAUAAUAGUGAUCAUUGGUGCGUCUGCUUUCGAAUUCAGAAGUUUUACUAUGUUGAAACUACAUAUCGAAAAUUAUUGAAGGAUAAAUUAAAGAAAGCUCAUAUUUACUGACUCCUCAAAUCCUCUGAUUAGACUUUGAAAAAAUAUUUAAAACAGAACCACCUAUAUUGGCACGAAAGAAACAAGAAAACCUAUUUAGUCAUAAAUACAAAAACUCGAUCAAUCGCAUUGGAAUAAAGCAUAAACAAACUGAAUGUAGAUUUCGUACCGGUGUACAAUUUUGACCUUUUACUCUCAACCUGCUGGUUAGCGUUGAAUGUUUUUACAACACCCACACAUAAAUAGGAUUAUUAUUAGAGGAAAAAAAGAAAGAAAAAUUCAUAGGAUUCCACAGCACGAAUCAUCAUCGGGCUGAAAUAAUUUAUGAAAGAUAUAGGAAUUUAAAAAAAAACUAGAUCAUCUUAACAGAUGAUCAAUCGAAACUAUUGUGAGACUCAAUGAAAUAAAUUGUAUGGCUUAAACAAAUUGCACUUACCAAUACACUCUAUCUUAGAGAAUUGAUUGCACAAACACAAGUCGAACCGACAGAAUAUUGUUGUAUGUAUAGCGUUUCAUAUUUGUUGAUGUGUGCGAGGUAAACUAUAGAUGUGAGCGUGUCGUUCGUUAUAAUGAAUAGUAGCAGAAUCGAACAGAUGAGUACUUAGUUGUCUAACGGUUGGUGUCCAAAGAUGUCGCUAGUGAAGCGGGAUUUUGUCAUUUAAAUGUCAAAUACUCGUUCGGGAUAAAAUGUUGGAAAAUUGUCUCUGCAGCGUGACAUCCCUACCAGUAUCAGCAGAGCAUAAGGUUGAAAUGAUAUCGUUUAUAUCUGUUCAGCUUCAAGUUUGCUCGAAAUUAUAGCCGAAAAAAAUGUUUCUAGGAAACUAUCAGUUGUAGCACUCGAACACUUCUAGAGAGAGGCAACAAUGAGUAGCUCGUUUAGAUGUUUAGAGGUCGUAAGAAAAAAAACACACUAUGAUUAAAGUAAGACGAUAAAAUUGAAUAUGUGAAAAAUGCUGCGAAGUUCGUAUUUUCAGUUUAGAAAAACGUGUUAAAUUUUGUAAGUUACCCUCCGCGGAGAAAAAUCAGAUCAGUUUUUUUUUUAUACUUUACUUGUAAAUUUAUUGAACACUCAAUUUUGACUUAAAAAUAUUUCAGUUGUUUCCUCUAUAAAAUUGUUUGAUCAUUCAUAGGAAAAUCUAAGAUGAAUACAUACAACCAAAUCUACAAUAAUCAGUUGUUGAGUCAAGAUGAGUGACUUUCUGCUAUAAUCGCCACUAUUUUGGUAUUGAUCAUUAUCAAUUUUAGAAUCGCCUUCAUUAAUGGUUGAAUCGAGCAUAAAUGUAGUUGAAUUUAUGCGGCAUCUAUUUUUUAAAAAAAUCAUCAUGACGCAGAAAUUAUUGUAGUCGAUUGAAAUUCCUAAAAAUAUGAAGUGGUAAAUCCGAAUGCUUAAUUUGAAAACAAUAUUUGAAUCCCUCAUUUUUGUUGCUAUUUGAAAGAUAUUUCUCCCUAAUGUUAAAGUUUGAAAAUAGUAUUGACAAGAGGUUUCAUAAAUGUAAAAACAUUGUUGCAAAUGUUCUACCUAUUGCUUGAGUCUAAUGCAAAACUCAAAUGGAAAACAGUGGACUGCUUAAAAAUUGUGCGAAUACUGAAAAAAAAAAUACAAUGGUAUCCAACAAUUCCCUCUCUUUUCUUUUCAUGAUGGGAAAAGGAACGAAUACCGUUUUCACUUUCUCCUCCAAUCAUUUUUGUACAUCACUAUUUGGUAAUAUAAGUUAUUUAGUCAAUUAGAGAAAGGAAAAAAACGUUAGCCAACACACGAAAACAAACCCUUUUGGAACAAAAAUGAAGCCAAAAGUUAAGACAGAGGUCACUGGUGACUCAAACUAUACAUGA